This is a messenger RNA of Octopus bimaculoides (California two-spot octopus), 2554 nucleotides long. RefSeq lists its product as uncharacterized. The record is from RefSeq and is a predicted model, not a curated record. NCBI's taxonomy places the organism in Eukaryota, Metazoa, Mollusca, Cephalopoda, Octopoda, Octopodidae.
UAACGAUAGUUUAUUAGUUGCGUUGCUGUUAUACGCGUGCGCUCAUAAAAUAUACACAAUCACGCACUUGAUAUUUCUCUCACUCACAUAUAGCUUUAGCUGUAAUCUCUCCCAAUAUUUUAAGACGACCUGUUCACAUAAUGAAUGCACUGUACAUGCACAUGCAUGUAUUCCACUUAUAUAUACUUAGAAACGUAAAUAUACUUUCAGCAGCGCUGAAAUCUUAGUAAAAAAAGAACUGACUCGUCCAAAGCACUAAGAUAUUGAUCACACAGAACAUAAAAAAAAAAAAAAAAAAAUUGUUGUCAGCAAUUCAGAAAUGAUUCAGAGACACAAAGUGGGGUCAGUACCACCAUUCUAAUUUCAUUAGUAAUCCUCUAUUGGUGUAUAUUAGAUUAAACACCAAACGGAACUGAACUUAUGCUGACAAAUCCCCGUCAUUCGAACUCAGACAUAAAAGUGAUAAAACUACUACUACUACUACUACUACUACUACUACUACUACCGUCACCGCCGCUGCUGCUGGUGUUUGACUGCUGCUACUAUGCACGUAAUUAAACAUGAACUUCCAAUACGUACUUAUAAAUGUACAAACACACACGUCACUAUUGUACGACACGGAAGCAUAACGGUAUUUGAUAACACCACGAUGCCAAAUUUUCUCCAUUUCCAAGAGAAGUCGCUACCAGUUACUUUUGGAAUCUUCUUUGAACAGUCAGAUAUCUGUUUACCUGGAAAGAAACAAUGUAGUAAUUUAUAAGUAGAGUUGAAGGAGAAAUGUGGUUCUCUUUCACAACUACAGAACGUGAUAUCUUAAAACACCCUUUGAACAAAUUCAGAUAAAACACAAAAAAAUAUACUCCCAUCAGAAACGUUAUUUGGAGAAAAUGUCAAACCGCAAGAAGUACGGUUCAGUGUCCAGAUCAGAAUACGAUGAUACCAUUUUGAGAAAUAAUGUACGUGCGGACAAUCGACUUAGCCGUGAAUUGAAGGAUGUCGAACGUGCUCAGAAAGUAACAUUUCGAGAUAUUUCAUUUGAGACAAAGCGUCUCCGUAACAAAAUUCAAAGUGGAACUGCUCCUGUAGCAAAAAGCGACCAUUUACAAAAGAAGUUACUGGAAAUAUCGCGAGAACAGACAGUGUCUGCUCAGGCGCGGACAAGUGUACUUCAUAUUGAUACUAACAUGGCUGAAUACAAUGAAAUGGUCGAAUCUUCAACGCCUGAAGCACUUUCUCAGGGCUCCAUUAACAAUCCGAAAGAAAAUACUCUUCAAUCCAAUGGAAAAAGUAAGAGAAUAGGAAUAACUGUUGAAAAUUCAGAUAAAUCUGACUAUAACAAAGAAGCAGAAAAUGAUGGCAAUGAAACUACACAAGCAUCUAGUCAAGUGAAGAAUGAGAAACGAAACAUAUGGGAUUCACUAAGUAUCCCGAAGCAUUCAAACAACGUUAAAGCAGUCCGGCAGCGUUUACAGUCAGAAUUCCAAAGUAUUGGUUUACCAGUAAUGUCUUCACGGCAAACGACUUCCCAGCUUCCACCUGUACAUGGCCAGAGUAUUAAACGUAAUGCCAACCAAACUGUAAAACUUUGACGACCGGUAUUGAAGAAGUAAGUUGUAUUGAUUGUAGAACAUGGUUUAGAGGAAUAAAGCUGAAUAUCACCAUUCUUUUGCAGUCAUGGGCUCAGGAGCAUUUUAAUGCAGGCUGAAAAACAGACACAAUGAUGCAUGUUGGAAAACAGACAUAGGGAUCCAUGCAUGCACACACAUAUACAUAACUAGAUGUACACAAGGAAACACAUUCAUCCAUUCCAAACCCACCGAAGUAGAGAGAAAGUCACGCAUAUAUUACGGAAAUAUAAAAUAAAAGUAAUUGAUAAAAAAAUCUGACGACUUUUAUUCUCUUGUAUGAAUUAAAACUUCGUUAUUUGGAUGUAUUGAUAAAGGAUUUCACAAUUAAAAAAAAAAACAGCUUUCUUUUCUGUUACACAUUUCAGUGUACGAUGCAUAUAGACAGGAAUUUAUUAGCAGAUUUUGUGAAUAUAUCAUAAAUAUCAGAGAUUAUCUGAUUUGUUAUGAAAUUAGGAAUAUAAAACAAUAAACCGAUGUAUCAGAUAACCAGGAGGUUCAAGCUCGUCUAAACUUUUCAUUAUAUAUUGGUCAAUCUCAUCAAAGUAACAGAAAUAAUUGUAAAUAUUGCACUGUUAAUGAACAGCUAAACUUCCAACUGAAAAGAGUGAAAGCUAAAAUAUGGAGCACAAGGUAUGGAUUUUAUCGUCUACCAGGAUAUUAUUAGUCCGCUCAUGUUCGCUUUUCAUUUUCAUUUUUGGACAUUUGAGUCGGCAAAAUGUUUAGCAACAUUUGUCUGUCUUUUUGUUCUGAGUUCAAAUUCCGCCGAUGUGGAUUUUGCCUUUCAUCCUUUCGAUAACGAUAAAAUAAUGGUCGAGUACUGGGGUCGAUGUGAUCGACUUACAUCUACCACAAAUUAUCUGGCCUUGUGCCAAAAAUUUGAAACCAAUAUUGAAACACUAGAACAGCAAUAAAAUCAUAAAACACAA